GACGUAGUUAUGGGUUGCCCCUUGGCCACAAACAAUCAGAAGGAUGAGCAUUCGUUUUCCAGGAUCACAAGGCAGUGAGCACAGAGUCGAACGGACCUGGGUCAAGGAUUAAAGGUUCUACUCAAGAUCAGUCGACUUUGGUGGGAGUCGCUGAAUGGAACAAACCACCGGGCAUUUGAACAUUAAGUGAGGUAACAAGAGCCAUAUCCUUUGAAGCAAGAUGGAUGAACGAGCGAAGAAAAGGGAGGCCAGGCACAUGGAUACAUGGGAUCCGUUCCAGUUGAACCCGGUUGGAUCUGAGAAGGAGAGCAAGAGGACAUGUUUCGAACUGGCCCAGUACUUGGUGGCCAUCAUAGUGGGCAUUGCAGUCCUGGCCAGUGCUGUUAUAUCCAAGGGAUCUCUCCUGGUACUCACUGUGCUCUCCAGUCCGUACUCACUGCGCAGUGCCCAGGAGCAGCAGUUCUUCAUGCUGAUGUUGGUGUUCUGCCUGGUGUUUCCCAAUGUGCUGGUGUUCAUCAAGUCCCUGUGGAGGGUGAUGUUCAAGAGCUUUGUGCCGCCAAACUGCAAGACCUUGGCAAUUAUCUGCGUUAUCGAGUGCCUGGUUUCUCUGGGUACCUCCGUCCUGGCCUUGGUUGUCAUGCCACAGUUUGACGUGCUGACCAACCUCUUCAUCACUGGAGGAGUGUGCAUCAUGUCCUCCAUACUGCAGAUUGUAUACAGACUUCAGAAAGAGAAGUGGAAAAAUUUUCCAAUUUGCUCUCUCCUUCUGAUAAUCACUGGUUACUGCCUCCUGGUAGCUGACUACUAUGUCCGCGUUUCCUCCUACGUGGACAGGCUGGACAGCGACUGCUUCAUCUACAUUGUCGUUGGGAUCGUCGCUUCGGUCUUGGUCUCCCUCUGUUGGUGGGAAAAUUCACUACAAGCUUCGAAUACCAUGACGGUUGCAGAGUUGGAUAGCUACAGAGACUUUGUGUUUGUCGUCACCAGCAUACUGAGGAUAGUAGUGAUAGGGGUUGUGUACCUCGUUUAUCAUGUCCUGAUUAUGGACAACAUCGUCUGGGAGAACUACAACCUGAAGCCUGCACAACAAGAAAUACUGCAGAUAGGACUGGUGGUGUUCUUUUUACAGGCAUUCUUCUCGGCUAGCUGCCACUGGUUUGGGGUGGUGGCGUGUAAGAUCCAUUCUGUCAGGAUGAGCUUUGCUCUGCCGGUUAGCUGUACCGGGCCUGUAGUGCUGCUCUUGGGGAUAAUACUGUUCUUGACUCAUGCCGACAGUUUGGAUGGACACCACAGUUCAAACAUCAUGGAUUUCUGUGACGGCUUGGUUCAUCUCAAAAACACCAACACGUCCAUCGUGAUGUUAGAAAUAUCAAGAAGUAUCUGUCGGACAUCCUCAAUAGGUCUUUCCUACUUGCAAUGGCCUUUCUCCAUGCUGGCACUGGAGGGCGUGUGUAUGUGGAGUGGCUUCGUUUCAUGCACUUACUACGUCUGGAAGAUCAAGGUCCAGCGCAUUGAGAGAACCUCCCAGUUGUUUGUGAGAAGGCUCUAUGAGUCAACCUUCAUUGACCUGUCCCUGAUGCUCAACACCAAGAUGAAAGUAGUCAGAGCCAAGAACCAGGACAGCCACGAAGAUAUAGAGAAAUGUAUCAUCUAUCUGUGUGCCACCAUGUGGCACGAGAACUACGAGGAGAUGCUCAAGAUAUUGACCUCCAUGUUCAGGCUGGAUCGUUACCGUGGGGAUCCAAAAGAAGAGCACAAAGACGUUUUUGACUUUGAGGCCCACGUCUUCAUGGACGACUCCUUCUACACAGAGAAGGCGACCGGCAAGAGACUUGUGAACGAAUACGUCGACAUCCUGACCCAAGUUGUCAUCGAAGUCUACAGGGUGUUCACCCAUAAGGAGCCAGAUGAUGUGACCAUUAUCGAGACCCCGUACGGAGGCCGGCUGGAGUUUGUGAUGCCCGAGGGCAACAUGCUGUACUUUCACCUGAAGGACAAGGAACGCAUCAGGAACAAGAAGAGAUGGUCACAGAUCAUGUACCUCUACUAUCUACUUGGCUGGAAGGGCUACAGCACAAAGAACCCACAAAAAAUCAUACAUAAGAACAACGCCUGUAGAGACAGCAUGGUUUCCCUGGAUGGAGGGGUGGGGUUCUUCGUUCAUCAGCAAAACCGCACGGCCAACAUCAAGGACAUCUCUGACUACAACACCUACGUCAUGGCCCUGGACGGAGACACUGACUUCCAGCCCAAAGCAGUGGUUCUUCUGUUGGACAGAUUGAGGAUGUAUGAGAAUGUGGGAGCAGCAUGUGGCAGAAUUCAUCCCACCGGCAUGGGUCCGAUGGUGUGGUACCAGAAGUUUGAGUAUGCAGUGGGCCAUUGGCUGCAGAAGACGGCAGAGCAUGUGUUUGGCUCUGUGUUGUGCAGUCCAGGGUGCUUCAGCCUCUUCAGAGGCUCGGCCCUCAUGGAUGACAACGUUUUGAAGAAGUACACCACAACUGCUACCAAGGCAGCUCAAUAUGUGCAGUAUGAUCAAGGAGAGGACCGUUGGCUGUGUACGUUGCUGCUGCAGCAGGGCUGGCGGGUGGAGUACAACGCGGCCUCCGACGCCUACACCAACUCCCCGCAGGAGUUCAAGGAGUUCUACAACCAGAGGAGGCGAUGGGGGCCCUCCACCCUGGCCAACACGCUGGAUCUCCUGAGCAGCGGUUCAGAGACGGUGAAGAGGAACUCAUCCAUCUCCAGCCUGUAUAUCUUCUACCAGAUGUUCACUGUGGGGUCCUCCAUCCUGGGACCGGCUUCAGUCACACUCAUGAUAUCAGGGGCUUUCCAGUUUGUCUUCACGAUCCCUGGGACUACCUCCAUCAUCAUCGGGUGUAUCCCUCCAAUCUUCUACAUGCUCAUCUGCUUCGUUACCAAGUCCAACACCCAGGUUACCAUUGCUGCCAUCAUGAGUGUCCUGUAUGCUUUCCUGAUGACCGCCUCCCUCUUCUCCAUCAUAGGCGACAUGGUAAUGCAGGAAACAUUCCUAACACCCACUGGCGUCUUCCUGAUUUCCAUGACAAUAAUGUACUUGGUGACAGCCCUACUCCACCCAGAGGAAUUUGGUAUGAUUAUCUAUGGCCUGAUGUACUUCAUCUGUAUUCCCAGUGGCUACCUUCUACUGACCAUCUACUCACUGGUCAACAUGAACAAUGUCUCCUGGGGCACCAGGGAAACCAAGGAGGAAGGAGAAGUGAAGAAGGUCCAAAAUGUGUUGUGUGACCAAACCUGUAAGCUCUGCUGCUGGGACAUGAAAUUGCAGGUAACCCAAGACAAGGAUAAUGCGAUGUUGCAACAAAUUGGUGCGUCUGUGGGCCAAACCACCCAGCGCAGACAAACCGUGGUUGAAAUGUCACCUGCUGCAGAGAUAGAGCUUCAGCCCAAGUUGAAAACCACCAAAGAAGAGCUGGAAAAUCAGGAUACCAGUUUGGUGAGACGGAGAGGGGCAGAAAAGAAAAGCAUGGACCCGUCAACUAGCAGCAGAAAAAAUGAAACAUUUAUUGAUUAUGAUCGUGAUGAUGAUGAGCUGGAUGGCGUCGAUGAUGAGGGCUUUGAUUACCUUGGGAAUCUUGUGAGGAGGCAAGAAAUUCCUGCUAGUGACUGGGUCAUGCCAGUGCAAAAGGAAUUCCUGAAGAAGCUGACCUAUGCCAACUUGAAGAGGAAUCUAAAUCAGCAAAUUAGGUACGCACUGAGAAGCAUGGAUCUGGCUGACGUGUGUGACGAACUCGCAUUAAUGCUAGUGGACACGCUCACAAGAGAGCUCAGCGAGGUCGGUCCAGAAGACGUUCUGACCAACGACCAACUGGAAGGACUACAGCAGGCACUGGCCGAGCAGGCUCGUCAAAUCCUGAAAACAAAUCAAAUGGAGGGGCUGGAUAAGAAGGUGAAGAGAGCCAUUGCGAAGACUCUCACCGCCCCGCAAGUGCAAAAAUUGGAAGCGGAUGAGGAUGACUUCUGGGUCAAGCUGAUAGAGCGCUACUUGACCCCAAUUGUUGAAACGGAAGCACAUAAGCAAGAAGUCCUCAGAGAAUUAAAAUCACUCCGCAAUAAGUCCGUCUUCCUGUAUUUCAUCAUCAACGUGCUCUGGGUCGUGGCAACCUUCUUCCUUCAGGCCAUCGGCAGUGAUACCAUCAGCAUCAAGAUCCCAAAGUACUACCCCAACGGAACAGCGUCUGGAGAGAAUCUCAAGGUGGAGCCCCUCAGCUUAAUGUUCCUGCUGUCUUUUGCUGUUCUACUUGUCGUCCAGUUCCUAGCCAUGUUGUAUCACAGAAUCUACACUCUGAUCCAUGUGGUGUCCUACCGCAGCAAAGAGAAAGACUACAAGGAGCGAGACUACAACGAGAUAGAGGACGAUAAUGAAGCAAUGAGUUUCCAAAACCCUACUACAACCAACGAAAUGAUGAUCACCAGUGAUGACAUGUAAUAUAAGACAACCGUGCGUUCGUUGGAUGACCGAUCUUCCACAUUUUUUGUCACAAUGAAUAAACGACUGCUUCUUUGUAUUUACCCAAUUUUUAUAUUGAUUUUUAAAAAUGUUCUUGUGUAUAGGCUAUUUUGGAAAGGAAAGAUAUUCUUAAAUUGUGCAGUCUAAUAGGCCUCAAUGCAGACCCACAAAAGAAAAUGUGUUACAUUGUUUACAUCAAACCAAAACAUAAAAUAAAGUCAGGUAUACCGUUAAGUUAAAGGUAAAAAAAAAAACGAGUCAAUUUAUCAAUAAUUCCUGUUUGCGUCCGCUUGUUAAUAAAUGCAGUAGCCUACUUUGGGUUGUAUCGUAUGCUACCAUGUCGAAAAGUGAAUUCUUCUCCAAUAACUGUGAUCUGGUGUCUGGUCUUUUUAAAAUUACAACCGAUAAUAAUUGUAUUCCCAUAUUUGCAUCCAAAGUGUAAUGUAGCGAAUAGCGAUAUAACAAAUAAAACAAAAGACUCAAGCUGUCCAAA
Gadus morhua (Atlantic cod) is the source of this 4979-nucleotide messenger RNA. It is a transcript of the gene chs1, whose product is annotated as chitin synthase 1. The record is from RefSeq and is a predicted model, not a curated record. Gene Ontology annotation, molecular function: chitin synthase activity. Gene Ontology annotation, biological process: chitin biosynthetic process. NCBI's taxonomy places the organism in Eukaryota, Metazoa, Chordata, Actinopteri, Gadiformes, Gadidae. Gene Ontology annotation, cellular component: cell septum; cell periphery.